This is a messenger RNA of Paramormyrops kingsleyae, 1561 nucleotides long. The record is from RefSeq and is a predicted model, not a curated record. NCBI's taxonomy places the organism in Eukaryota, Metazoa, Chordata, Actinopteri, Osteoglossiformes, Mormyridae.
UAGCUGCCCCAGAAAUAAAGCCUUCAGAAGACUCAGAGGCUGCUCCUGAAAUUUAGAAAGACAUCUUAGUCUUAUUUAAUAGUGUGAAGUUGGGGGUGCAUGACUGUGGUUUUUGCACAUGUUUUGAUAUGUAGGCCAGCUAUUGUGGGGGCAGAAAAUGUAUGGGAGAGGGCCCAGAUUUACGCACCAGCCUAUGGGAUGCACCACAUCCAGCGUGGGACCGGGAUCGUACGCAGUCAACCCUGUCAAAAUGAAUAAAUCAGACAGCUACGCCCCAUUUCUGUCACUGACCAGCAGGGAGGCGGUAUUCCCCAAGUCUGGCGAUGGGGAGAUCUCUCCUGGACCUGGGCAGUACAAUCCAUCCCCUGUGAAGAAGCACAUUCUGGGAGGGAGAAGCCUUCAGAACCGGGCCAAACGCUUCGAAGACCCAAUUUCUGAGGUGCCUGGCCCAGGAACGUACAACGUGGUGCACAACAUCUUAGCUGGGAAGGUUCUUCCACGGACAGCAGUGUGGGACAGGAUUGUUCGCUGCCCCAUCCGGUACUUGUGGCACCCCAACAUACCCUCCAUUCCAUCCCCGGGUCUGGCCUUCGGGUACGAGGAGAACGAAGAGGGCGCACUGCGCAAACAGAUGGCGCCACCCAGGGACCACACGCUGGGCCCGGCUUUUUACAGCCCACUGCCGACGGAGAACUCGUCAUCCCAGAAGUACAAGGGGGUGCACUUUGGGAAGAUGACCGGGAAGCGGACUGAGGUGAAGGUGAUGAACGGACCAGGACCUGCUGAGUACUAUCAGGACACGAACCGUACGACAAUCUACGAGAACGUCAACUUGAAGAAGGAGUGCAGGGGCAAGGCUGAGUUGUUCCUGCCGCGUUACCAUGAGAUCGUGUGCCUGCAGGAGGAGAAGAAGUGUUUCACUUCAGCAAAGGAAAUGGUGCCCCCUGUGGGUGCCUACGAUGAGCCACGCUGUGUCUCGGAGCCCCCGAAGAAAGACUUGGUGGUGAAGCUCAGUCCAUUCGCAGGCCGUUGGAAGGCGGUGCGUUUUCUCCCUGAGGACAGGAAAUGCACUCCAGGCCCCAGGUCGUACAGCCUGUUUUGGAAUAGCUUGGCUGAGGACAGCCAGAAGAAGGCCCACUUGGAGAGCAUCCAGCAGGGAGGGUUUGACUCCAUGACUCCUCAUAGCCCUGUCUUCGGCAAGAAGGGGGAGGGGUUUGUAUCCGGCCCCACCCACUAUAAGCUGAGCAAGGGAAUCAUGGAUACUCUGGAGAAGGAGAUAUUCAGGUGCCCUGGACAACCCAUUUCCACUGCAUGCUCCACAAGCCCAGGGCAACCAGUCGCUGUCGCUAGGAAGUGCUUAACGUCGGGGGUCAUAGAUGGUACUGUAACUGACGGCCCUCAGGCGUGUUCUGAUCCCGGAACCCUGGCUGAGCCACCUUCAGAGGACCCUAACGUCGAUGGACACGCCUUUUUGCAGAAAGCAGAUUUAUCCAUCCACGCCACCCCACCCCACGCCACCCCACCCCACCCCACGCCACCCCUUGCUGAUCACUCAGAAUAA